AAGUGUAUGGGCACGAAGAAGUCAUUUUUUUCUGCAAUGUUUGGCAAGCUUGUGCGUGUCACUGUUUUAUAUCUGUUACUUCUAUUGACGUGGGUAAAAUGUCUUUCAAUAGCGAAAGCCAAUGCAACAUUCGACGAAUCAACCAGCAUUUCUAUUAAAAAUUCAGAUCUCUAUGAAGAAUCCAGGAAAAGCAAGAAAAAACACUCAUAUUUAUUCGGAUUAAUUCUUGGAGCUGUUCUGUGCAAACUGGUUUUAUUUCCCGUUGCUGUUAAAGCAAUGGCGAUCAUGUCUAGUGUUUCAGUACUGCUGAGCGCUAUGAGCUUGAUAAUUUCUUCCAUUGUUGGCUAUGCAAAGUUAGCGGCUUCCAACAUCGUUAAAGUGGUACACGUGAAAGAUGUCUGGUCAAAAGGAGAUCAACCUCCGCUCGCUUAUAUUCAACCUCCAGAUGGGCAUAACAAUAAUAAUUCCGGCCCAGAAGAGCUUAACCAACGUUUGAACUAACCCAGGGAAAUGUUAACAUGUAGGACAAUAUAAUGCAUAAAAAUAAAACUGUUUGGACUUA
This is a messenger RNA of Dendroctonus ponderosae (mountain pine beetle), 562 nucleotides long. RefSeq lists its product as uncharacterized. Bases 7 to 501 code for a protein of 164 amino acids. NCBI's taxonomy places the organism in Eukaryota, Metazoa, Arthropoda, Insecta, Coleoptera, Curculionidae. The transcript is spliced from 3 exons. The record is from RefSeq and is a predicted model, not a curated record.